CCCUCUUUGCAGAGUGUAGAAAAAGAGCCCAAUACGCAACCGAGUGGUGGGGCUGGUGGAUGCUGGUGGGACUGGGACUCCGACUGGAGUUCCCAGUGGGGCUGGAGGACCUCCCAGCAGGAGGAGGCCUCUUCCAGCCAGGCACCGAAGGGUGCCAAGGGGAGCGGAGCAGCCGAAGCUCCAGCUCGCCCGCGCCGCCCUCUCCGCACAGCAGCCCCAGGCGAAGACCGGGGCAGACCAGCCCAAAGGGCAGCCGAGCCCGAAAAGGGCAAAGGCAAAACCGGCCCGAGUGUGGGCCGCCCCGCCUCGGAGUCAGGGAGCCGAACCCCCCGUCGCGGGGAGAAGGGAGCGGGGAAACCCACCAAGGGCAAGCCUGCCAAGGGAGCUGCGCAGCCCGCAAAGGGCAAGGCAGCCCAAGCUAAGGGAGCAGAGCAGCCCGCAAAGGGCAAGCCAGCUCAAGCAGGCAAGUCCGGCAAGGGCAAGCCUGCGACCCAAGAGCCUGCACAAGGUUCUGGGAAAAAGAAGAACCACCGAGGUGGUCGUUCCGAAGCGGCCCGCGCCAACCGCGAGGCCCGCGGCGCUGAAAGGCGCGAAAGAGAGGGUACAGACCCGGUCGUCCUCGUAGAGGGCCCGGGGACUGAUAUCCCAGAGCCGCGCACCCCGGAGCAAGCUCCUCCAGGUGCCGGCCAGGAGAUUCAGAGCCCUAGCUCGGAAUCCUCCUUGGACACCGCGCCGGUGCCCAAGGUGCCAGUCUUCACAGGCCCCGCGCCACUCCAGACUUCGGGGGAAGAGGAGCCGGCAGAACGGGUUGCCCCGCCUGCCUCCGCAGAGGCGGCCGUAGAGCCAGCCGAGGAGGCAAAGCCUGCUGGGCAGGAGCAAGCAGCCCCGGUGAGCGGACCCACUGCGGCCGCCCCGGAGGCAGAGCCGGAGGCCAAGCCAAGAAGCGCUCCAGCAGCAAAGGCCCCAACGGUAAAGGCGCCGCGGCCUUGCCUUGGGCCACCGCCUCCGCUUAGGGAGGAACGCAAGGCCGCACAGCCAGGGCCAGCAGAGCCCGAGGCUGCGGUACCUCCCGCGCCUCGGGAGGAAGCUCCAGAGGAGGAGCAAGAGCCCACCUCACCAGGCAGCGGUGAGGAAGAGGGAGAGGAGUCCGAAGAGAGCUCCGAGGGCCAAGGGCCGUGCCAGUUCCUCAACGGACUGAGGCACGCAGCGCGCAACAGGCUAUCUUCGACGCUUCAAGAGAUGAGCCAGCAACCGGCUUAUCCGCCUCCGCAGGGCGACCCCGUGGUCGAGGCUGCGAUUGGUGAGCUGUCGGCCCAGAGACAACAGGGCCUAGCUGCAGCAGCCGCUACGGCGGCAGUCGCCACGGCGGCGCCCGCCCCUGCGUCGCAGGCGAGCGGUGGAGGGCACUUGCUCAAGAGCAUGUAUCCAGCUGAGCUGGAGGUGGCUCGAAAGUGCAAGGUGCCACUCCAAAUGGCAGCCAUGACCGAGGAAGUGCGGACCCUUAGCGUCCGCCUCUUCGGCAUGCUGGGCAGCUGGACCCAGGACUCCGCCACAGCUGUAAAGCUGGCGCGCGGAGUGAAGGGCCAGAAUGGGUUCGAGCUCUGGCGCCUCCUGUGGCAGGAGCACAACCCAGAAAACGAGUCCAAGAACUUCACCUGGAGGCGGACUUUGCUGAUGCCGAAAUUCCCGCCAAAGGAGAGCGACUUCUCCUUGGCUCUGCAGGAAUGGGAGGCAGACGUGGACCGCUACGCCUCCGAGUAUGGCGCAGGGCGCGCCCUAGCAGACGAGGAUCUGCGGGCAGUGCUGGUGACCGAGAGCCCCAACGCUCUUCGGCAACACCUCGCUAUGCACGCGGCGAGUCUUUCGACUUAUGCCGAGGUGAGGGAAGUAGUGGUGAGCUACUUGCAAGCCAAAAUCUGGACCCCGAGUGCGCGCUACGCCGCCUCUUCCCGAAGGGACCCUAACGCCAUGGACAUUGGCAGAAUAGGGGACCGAGACGGAAAAGAAGGGAAGGGGAAAGGCGACAAAGGCAAGAAAGGGGACAAAGACCACAAGAAGGGCAAGGGCGACCACGACAACAAGGGCCAGAAAGGGGACAAAAAGGGGAACCAGCAAGGAAGCAGAGACGGCAAAGACAGAUGCCCCAUCUGCUGGAAAACGGGGGAAAAGGCAAAAGGCAAAGGCAACAAGGGUCAGGUGGCCCAAGUGGCCGACGACGCGGCCACGACGUUGUCAACAGCCUCCUUGGCGACUGCGGGUCCCUCCGCGUCCCAAGCUGGGGGAAGCACCGGCGGCUCUGGCGGCAAAGGCCAGGUACGCCAGGUGCGCGACGACCGCAUCCUAGGUGUGCGGUUUGCCCCGCCUCACGACACCGAGCCAGAGGAGGACAAAAUCCUGAAGGUGUCGGGGAGUCUUCUCGUGGACUCCGGGGCGUGUGUGUCCGUGUGCAGGCCCGAGGCGUUUCCCGACCUGCAGCCCGCGGGCCCACCAAAGAGCCUUUACUCGGUGGACAACAGCCGCCUGAAAACAAAGGGCCGUGUCCAGCCGAGCCUCCUCUUAGGGGAGGAGCGCCAGUCCUGCAAGGUCAACUUUGAGGUGACCGAGGACAUAGAGGACGAAAUCCUCAGCAUCAGCCGUGCUGUUGAGGUGGAGGACGCGGCGAUGGAAGCAGCAGCCGACGAAGAGGCCGAAGCUGCUGAAGAGGAGGAGGCUGCGGGUAACCCCGAACGCGCCGAGCACGAGCUCACUCACACGCCCUACCAGGCGUGGUGCGAGAAGUGCGUGGAGGGAAAGGAAGAGGCGUCGCUUGCCACGGUGCUGAACCUCACAGACAGGGCCACUGGCUGGACUCUGUCAGUUCCCGUGGCGCACAAAGGGCACAGACACGCGGCUUACGCCGCGGGGCUUGUGGAGCAGUUUGUGGAUCGGCUGGGGUACGACAAGUUUACCCUACAGGCCGACCAGGAGAAUGCCAUAGUUCGCACUUGGCUCUCGCAGCUAAGAGCGGACUACCCCGCCUUAGAGUGGGACACUUCGUCCAACUUGUUCCCGUGGCUUGUCAGGCACGUGGCCUGGCUGCAAGCCCGGUUCGGGACCAAGUCGACAGACGGGGUGACACCAUAUCGGGCAGCCACUGGCACCGACUAUGGUGGAGCACUAAUUUGCUCCUUUGGAGAGACCGUUCUAGCGAAGCUCCCAAGGCCCGGGAACAAAGCGCAAGUGCGCUGGGUCAAAGGGGUCUGGGCCGGCAAGCUGGAGCGCGACGACUCCCACGUGGUGCUAACCGAAGCUGGCGCACUCAACGUGAGGAGCGUCAGGCGACUUCCGCCGGAAACCCGGCACCAGACGGCAGCCGUCCUCAAAGCGUGCGGCCUGCCUUGGAACCCCAGAUUUGGCCGCGCAGCGCCAGCAGAGCGCAGCGAGCCGAUGAUGGUGCCAAUCCCUCUGGCCAUGCCGGCCGAGGAAGUGGAGCGGCUAGAACCGCCCGGUGAGCGCUGGCUCUUCAGCGACGGGCCGCGGCCUGACGACGAGGCCCUCUUAGUCGAAGGGGCCGAGCAGGCCAGCAGGCUCCCGGACGCUAGCCACAGCGAGGAGCUAGCCAACGCAGACAUACCGGACUACGAGCCGUCCUGCCGCAGCAAGCGCGCCGCCGCAACCAGCGCGACGGCUCAGGCGAAGGGGGGCAGAAGCGUGUGGCAGCACAUCGCUGCCUUAGCCGACCCGCCGCUCACCCCACCAAGGCGAGCGGGACGCGUGGGCGCUUUCACGCCUGUGCUGCGGUCUGAAGUACCGCGCGGGGCGCAGCUGUUCAGGGCAAAGUGGGUCGAUAAGUGCGACAAAGGAAGGUACAAGUCAAGGUGUACCUGUGCCGACGUUAAGGCCCGCUACAGCCCAGAACAGGAAGCUGGCUUGGACGUUUUCGUCCCAACGCCAACGCCCGAGAGUCACUCCCUACUUGAGGUAGCAGCGCUACACAACGAAGGGUGGGUCACAAGGUCUCUGGAUAUUGCGGCCGCCUUCCUCAUAGGGAAGGACCGCGGUGCGGCGGAAGGCCGCCCGGUCUACAUGCACGUGCCUGUGGAGUGGCGCGAGCUCUUUGACCAAUGGGUCUUGGAGCAGCCUGCGAAGGACCAGCAGUGGUACCGAGACCACUUCCGGGACUUCGUGUUCCGUGUGGACGGCAACCUCUACGGCCGAAGAACGGCUGGGUCCGUCUACAGGGACGAGCUGGAAGAGGUCCUGACUGGCAAGCUCAGCAAGGACUACGACUUCCAGCGGGGCGUGAAGGACCCGUGCGUGUUCCUAGACCGCCGGUCCGGCCUGAUCCUUCUCCACCAUAUCGACGACAUCCCUGUCGCAGGCCCCAAGGCUGCAGUGCUGAAGUUCACGGAGGUGGACCUUCCAGCGCACUGUGAGAUAACGGUGGGAGAACUGGAGGAGCCGGGCACAGCGGUGGAGGUCCUGGGAAAGACCAAGGUGCGCACAGAGGACUCUAUCCUCACGCUGCCCGACAGCAAGCACGCAGAGAAUGUGUGCGAACAGCUGGGCAUCGGUCCAAAAGACAAGGGGACCGUGCCUAGCAGACCUCUAGACCUGACCAAGGUCGAGGAGCUCUCUGCGGGUGACGCCGCGAAGUUCCGCAGCGCCGUGGGUAGUGCUAUCUACCUGUCGGCAGACAGGCGAGACAUACAGUUCGCCGUGAAAGAGCUGGCGCGAAGAAUGCAGAACCCCAGGGUCUGCGACUGGCUCGCUGCGGAAACCCUCGCGCGAUACCUGCGGGCAACCCCGCGGUUUGGAAGAGUGGUUGUGCUGGACCCCGCGUCCAAGAGCACAGCCCUUCUGAACUUGGAGGUCUACUCAGACUCCGACUGGGCGGGGUGCCCAGAAACGAGAAGGAGCACAGACAACAUAGUUGCCUGUCUCGGGGGAGCAGUCAUCCAGACAAGCUGCCAGACACAGCCCGGCCUCCCAGCAACCUCCAGCGGAGACGCGGAGAUCCGGGGAGUGUCGCGAGCAGCAAGGGAGGCCGUCUUCCUACGAGAGCUUGCGGAGAAAGACUUCGCCCUGGCCUGCGGUGUGCCGCGGCUCUGGGCCGACUCCGUGCGGCAAUCCCUGCCCUCCAUGGGCAUGGUGGACCUCGAUGCGGUCGCAGGCGCCACCGAGGCUCUGGCCCAAAAGGGCACGAUCAAGUCGAUCCAGGCAAGCCCCUGGAAAAUGUGCAGACGUGACAGGCAGGAGCCGGAGCCCGAGGAUGAGAUCGAGCACCACGCCGAGCGUGCCGAAGAGCCGCCGCGUGCAGCUCAAAGGGUCCGCCCCCUGCGGCAGACGCUCCACCACCACCGCCGCCCGCAGCACCAAGGGCGCAGGUGUAGGGGACCGGAACUCUCCGGGGACGACGAGCAUCUCUAUGAGACGGCCCGUGGUGACAAGAUCCACUUGUUCACCAACUGCAAUGGGCUGAGCUCCGUCCCGCCGGAUCAAGUCCUGAUUGGCUUUCGCUGCCACUGCGGCCACUGCGCAGCAGAUCCUCAGAACUCCGAGUUCCUCUGGACCGGGCUCGCUUUUCAGGUGGCCACCGGCCGCGUCGUGCGCCGGUACCAUGGCCAACAGCGAGGCUUCCAGCCCUGUGCGCGGGACGCUCCGCCCUACCAGGGGCUCGCCGAGGCAUUGAGUGGUUGGAAAACUCAUAUUCUGCCUCGCCCCCCGCAUGCUGCUGCUGCAACAGCCGAAACGCGCCUUCAUUCCGCUGAGCUCGAUCGCCGAUGCGAGCUCUUCCUUCGCGGCGACUGGCCUGCCUGCUUGCUGCUUGCUGCCGAGGCAGCCAUGCGAACCCCCGAGCUUGCAGCCGCGCGCGAUGUUCGAACAGACGUUGAAGCUCGCAGUGCAAGGGCUACUGCGCUUGUCCAUGUCGGUGAGCUGUCGGCGGCCGUGCGGGCCCUCAUCUCCGAACCGCUCGCCCCUGGCUCAGCUGAGACGCUCCAGGAGCUCCGCGACCCAGCGAACCGGCCCCUGCUCCUUAUGUUCCUCUCGAUCCUGAGGCGCACAGUCGCCCUCCGAAAGCCCAGUGGUCGCGUGCGAGCCCUCGUCGUCGGGGACGUGCUGUGCCGACUGGCCGCAGAGGGAACUUUUGUCACAAAAGCUGGCAAUGCACUGCCGCUUCCGCUCGCGGGCGCUUCAGCUUUUGUGCGUGCCUACGCAGCCUCCCUGCUUGAGCUUCCGCCCGCCGGUGAUGCCUGCGCCGCGGGUGAGGCGCCGGAGCUGCACGAAAUCACUGCUGACGUGGGGGACAGCCUCCCACCAUCUCCCACCUGUUGCCGCUUGGCUCCGGAUGCUCCCCGGCAUCGUGCCUCGGACGUGCAGGUUGCCAUGCGAGUGCUCGUGGUGGGAGCACCUCCGUCGGGCCAGGUAGGCACUUCGGGACUCGGGCAGCCGGAAAAGAGGGCGUUAGUUGCUACUGCAGCAUUUGUCAUGCAUAUGAAGGAGAAGCCGCCCACAGCAGAGGAAGUGGAAGAGCGUGGUUCUCAGCACGUGACCGUGCUGCGCAAGAUUUGCGAGAAUGUGCAGAAGCGCGUCCUCACCAGGGGCGACCUUAACUCUGCUCGGAAUCCGUCCGCAGCAGUGCUGGUCCGCAUCCGUGAUGCACGAGUGGAAGACAAGCCGCAGCGUGGCCGAACGGCGUCGCGGCCCAUGGGCUUGCCAAGCAGCUCAGAGGUAAACGGCUACAUCAAGGCAAAUGGUGUAAACGAAGUAGCCGCACAAGCUCUCCGGAGCUGUUCGCCCACCGUCAAGCGGACUGUCCUGAGCAGCGGCGAUGUCAUAGGUGCUUUCGAUCCUUCAGCUGCCCUCCUUGCAAAAAUAAAGGAUGUCAGAGCCGGUGGAACUGGAAACAUCAACCUUUCCUCUAUGGGGAUGAUGCCAUCCAUGCCCAGUGCGACUGACAUCGAUGCCUUUGUUGAAUACAACGAUCUAGAUGAAAGCGCCGAAGCGCAACUCAGGGCCUGUCCGCCCUACGUUAUUGCCCUGGUACUUGGCAAGGGAGACCUUCGGGGCACUCGAAACCCUUCCUCUGUGGUGCUCUCGCGGAUCCGUGAGGCGAAGGUUGGGGACAUCGUAGAAGCAUCGGGGGGCGAACUUUGCGAUUUGAGCGUAAUUCAGGUCAGAUGGCCACAUGUGGUCACGCCUAGGCUGUAUUCCUGA
Messenger RNA from Symbiodinium sp. CCMP2592, 7197 nucleotides. The record is from the annotation of a GenBank genome assembly. NCBI's taxonomy places the organism in Eukaryota, Dinophyceae, Suessiales, Symbiodiniaceae.